UACUGUAUCAGAAUGGGGCCACAGCAGGGGCCAAAGGCUUCUUCACACUGCAAGUCAGUAUAGACGAGGUCAGCUCCAGGCUCAGUGCAGACCCAUGCCCCUGCCAGCCCUGGGCACUCAGAGGAUCAUCCAGGGCAACGGCACCACCGUGGGCACGGUCAUCUCCCUGCAGUGCCCGGCCAAACACAAGCUGGUUGGAAGUGAGUUGAUGUGUGUCAUGGGACAAAACAGCACCCACUGGGUUGGAGAGAACUACUGCAAACCUAUGUCUCCCUAUGAGGACUAUGGUUUCCGUGUGGCUGUGCUGGCGUCCAUCGUGAGCUCGGCCAUCAUCUUCUUCAUGUCCGUGGCCUUCAUCACCUGCUGUUUGCUCGACUGUAUCAAAGAAGACAAAAGGAAAAAGGAUGAAAGGGACUCAGACAUGUUUCAGUGGGAGGAGCAGCCCCAAUAUCAUGAGGACCACAGGUCUCGCUACAACCAUAAAGGCAGGAACAACAACAACAACAACACCCAGGAGAAGGUGAUUUCCCUGUGGGACACCGGUACCCCAGCCGUGUGUGACAACAUGCAAGCCUGCAGAUGUCAUCAGCAGUAUGCCUAUGACCCCGCCUGCACAUAUGGCCCCACGCCUCCACGUUCCUCCCUCCCCGGCUACGACUACAACCAGCCUCUCUUACCCCGAAACCAAGAAUCGGUGCAGAUCUCCGCUCCACCUGACUACAACGGACCUCCUCAGUCCUCCAUUCAAACUACAAACGCAGGGCGAGGCCAGUUCUCUGGUGUGGUCUGGCAACAUGGAGGACAGCAGAGCAGGUUGUCAGGAGAGCAGCCAUCAACCACAGACGAGUCCAACACCAGGAAUAUAAACCCUGCCAAAGAAUUUUCUAUUCGGAUUAUAUCAGUGUGAGGACGUUACACAGGAACAAGAACUUGUUUACUGGCCAAAUAUGUUUGUGAUGAGGACUACGGGAAGUAAUAACUGAACACUCCUGGUCUUGUUGAAAUUAUAAUGUCUGCAGUAUGGAAGCUCUGUGGGAAUACUGAUCUGACAGACUUACUGUAUGUGCCUUUUGCAAACUGUAAUGGCACACUGCCCUCUGUCUGAAAAGGGGAGCCAUUACACUUUCAGGACACCAGCCUUGUUGAAUGACUGUAAUUAAAAAGGUCCAUGGACUUCUAUGCCCUCAGUUGAGCUUUUCAGAAACCUGUCAUAGUGUUAUGUUUUUGUUAAAGUUAACAGUUUUUUAUUUUUUAACUGCAAAUUGUAGGCAGCUGAGGAUGAGAAACUCGUCUCUGGAAAGUCCACUUUUGUUGGGUGAGGAUGAGAGCAGCUGGAAACCACUGGCCAGAAUGUAAAUACUGUAUCAUUUUCAAAGAAUGUAAAUAAAUUAAAGACUUAUACUGAUAACAAGUGAGUUUGUAUUGCAAUGGAAGGAGUACAAAGGUGUAAAUUUCCCUCUGAGGGACCAAAGCAAAUCAUGAAAAGGCAGCAAACAAGAACUUCAAGACUUGAAGACUUAUUAUUAUCAUUCUUAUCGUCACACUGUUAAAAUAAUCGUCAUUUUUUGUCAAAAUUGGGUUGUUUUUUUUGCCUAAAUAAUCUCAUGAUGCUGGCCACCUAUGGUUAAAUCACCUCCAUCCUCAGUUGAUCAGAUCAUGAUUUUACCCCUUUAAGAUAAUGGCCUAUGUCAAGUGUGUGACUUAAGCGGAUUUAUUAUUUCAUUCUUCAUAGUAUUUGACUUUAUAUGCCUCUCACACGACUUUAUCACCUCUUUUAUGGAGUUUAAAUACUGGCCAAACGAGAACUUUGAAGGCCGAAGGGGAGAAGGAUUCCAUGUGAACAGCAGUUAAACAUGCCUU
This is a messenger RNA of Centropristis striata (black sea bass), 1860 nucleotides long. It is a transcript of the gene susd3, whose product is annotated as sushi domain-containing protein 3. Bases 95 to 907 code for a protein of 270 amino acids. The transcript is spliced from 6 exons. The record is from RefSeq and is a predicted model, not a curated record. Lineage: Eukaryota; Metazoa; Chordata; Actinopteri; Perciformes; Serranidae. Gene Ontology annotation, cellular component: plasma membrane.